This is a messenger RNA of Strongylocentrotus purpuratus (purple sea urchin), 3757 nucleotides long. RefSeq names its product tyrosine-protein phosphatase non-receptor type 4. Gene Ontology annotation, biological process: protein dephosphorylation. The coding region runs from base 588 to 3158 and encodes 856 amino acids. Gene Ontology annotation, molecular function: protein tyrosine phosphatase activity; protein binding. Gene Ontology annotation, cellular component: cytoplasmic side of plasma membrane; cytoskeleton; cytoplasm. The transcript has 23 exons. Lineage: Eukaryota; Metazoa; Echinodermata; Echinoidea; Camarodonta; Strongylocentrotidae. The record is from RefSeq and is a predicted model, not a curated record.
CUCUUCGGCCAUUUUGGAUAGGUGCGGAAGUACAGCGAUCGAAAUCACACACAAGUACUUUCAUCGCUAGAAUCAGAUCCGUUUUUCUCCGAUGUUCAUCUCUGUCCCACCGCGGUAUUAUCCGGAUUUCGUGGAUUAAAAUCACAUGAGUGUUAUAUCAGGAUUUAUUUGUGGUAUGGAAUCCCGUAUGAGCGUGGAAACGUACUUUUGAGGACACUACAUCUCGGAUUUUUACCUCGCAGUGCCCUUGGAAUAGCUUGCUACUACAGCAGCCGUGGCCGUACGUUCGCCAGUGGACUGCCUGUGCUAGCGGGCUCGCUCGCUGCCUAUCGGUUGCAACCAGUUGAUCCUUAUUCGGACUGUGUAGAGCUGAACUUUCUUCAACUUAACUGCCGUCUUAACGCAUUCCCUCAUCUUUCUUCACGAAAGAUCCUGACACAACCAUCAAGAUUCUACGUCCACAAAUCAUUACGGUGGAGGGGCGGCUGGGCAACAAUGGCCGGGCCCCUGCCGGCGGCCAUGGGGGCAGCAGCGGGCGGCACCACGCCAGGUCCAACAGCGGGUCGUACAACGUGAGGGCCAGCGAGAUGGCCCGGGAGAAGCAAGAGCGAAGGAUGCGCUGCCUCGUCGAGUUCCUGGACAACUCGGAGGAGAUCUUUGAAGUUGAGAGACGAGCAAAAGGACAGGAGCUUUUGGACAGAGUCUUUGAGCAUCUUGAGCUGUUAGAGUGUGACUACUUUGGUCUACGCUACUCAGAAACGGAGAACACAAUCGACAGUAAUAACAAGAGAUGGCUAGACCCAAGGAAAUCUAUUCGAAAACAAGUCAAAGGUACUCUGUAUUUCAAUUUCCAAGUCAAGUUCUUUGUAACGGACCCCAGCAAAUUACUCGAGGAAUACACUCGCUACCAGUACGUGCUCCAACUCAAGAAAGACUUACUAGAAGGAAGAUUGACCUGUUCAUUUGACAUCGGCACAUUACUAGCAUCAUACCUUGUUCAAGCUGAGCUUGGAGACUAUGACCCUCAGGACCAUCCGGAUGGAUACAUGUCUCAAUUUAGAUUCAUUCCGUACCAGACAGAGGAGUUCAUCAACCAAGUACACCAUCUUCACAAAGCAAACUUCGGACAGCUUCCUGCAGAUGCAGAGUUCCAUUUUCUUAACACGGUGAAGAACCUAGAGCUAUAUGGGGUGGACCUACAUCAUGCACGGGACACACUCGGUUCAGAGAUUGCCAUUGGAGUGGUUUCAGCGGGUCUGAGCAUUUUCCAGAAUGGUGUCAGAAUUAAUCAGUUCUCAUGGGCCAAGAUUGUCAAGAUCUCUUUCAAGAGAAAGCAAUUCUUCAUCCAGCAAAGGAGAGAAAUCGGUGAAACAAGAGAUAUGGUAAUAGGGUUCAACAUGACCAGCUACAGGGCGUGUAAAAACUUAUGGAAGUCCUGCGUAGAACAUCAUACGUUCUUCAGGAUGGUAGACCCUCAACCCCCGGCCAAGAGGAGAACGUUCUUUCAGCUUGGAUCAAAGUUCAGAUAUAGCGGGAGAACAGAGAGUCAAACAAUGGAGGAUACAAAGAAGAGGUUAGCAGAAAAGGAAAUUAGCAGGUCAUCUCCCAACAAAAGGGCGUUCAGACGGACGGUAGGGGGAACGGUAGCAGAGGUCAUCAGGACAGAGACGAGAAGCCUGCCGUCAAGAACCACUCAAAAGUACAAGCCCCUUAAAGACAAUCACCGGGUGCCAAGUUUUGAUGGCGAGAUUCCGCCUUCACCCAAUGGAAAACCUAGAGAGAAUGGUUUAUCCAAGAGCGCCGAGAUGCUCAAUGUGCCUCCUCAGAUGACAUACAUGGAUGAUAACGGUGGUAGCGAUGUCAGUAUAGGUACAGGCAACUCAUACGAGGUUCUCAGUAACGGUUACAAAUCGCAAACCAACGGUGAUGCCUUAGUAACGAUACGCAUGCUGCCUGAUGACAGAGGGCGCUUUGGUUUCAACGUCAAGGGCGGGGCAGACCAGGGCGCGCCCAUCAUCGUGUCGAGAGUUGCACCAAACACACCGGCCGACCUGUGCAUACCCCGAUUAAAUGAAGGUGACCAGAUCCUUCAGAUCAACGGUAAAGAUGCCUCCACAUUCACCAAUGAGCAGCUGGUCUCUACCAUUCGAGCCUUAGGGGAGGCCAGGACCAAAGACCUGGUCCUCACUGUCAGACCUAAUGUGUAUGUCGGUGAGGAGGUGGAGGAACCCGUCUUUCAGUACAUCCCAGAGAGUCCAAGGAUAGUGAACGGAGAGAUUGAUUCCCUCACUGAGUCCUUCAUGCUCUUACAAGAAGGCCUUGAUACCGGCAUGGCAAUAGCACAGUUUGAUCAACUCUACAGGAAAAAGCCUGGGAUGACAAUGGGUGCCUGCAGGUUAGCAGAGAAUGUUGCCAAAAACAGAUACAGAGACAUAGCGCCUUAUGAUGCAACGAGAGUCAUAUUACGGGAAGCAGACACGGGGGAUUACAUCAAUGCUAAUACCAUCAAUAUGGACAUCCCAGGCUUUGAUCUGGUCAACAAGUACGUUGCCGCCCAGGGGCCUCUACCCAACACAGUCAAUGACUUCUGGUACAUGGUCUGGGAGCAAAGGUCAACGCUCAUCGUCAUGCUCACCACCAACGUGGAGAGAGGAAGGGUCAAAUGUCACAAGUACUGGCCGGACCUGGACGAUAGGCUCAAGUUUGGCCCCGACCUAGAGGUCAGGUGUACCCGGUGUGAUGAGACCCCUUCCUUCGCCUACAGGGACUUCAUCAUCUGUAACACAGCCACGAAGGAAGAGAGGAUAGUCCUUCAGAUGCAGUACGUAGCUUGGCCUGACCAUGGUGUGCCUGACGAUUCCUCAGAUUUCUUAGACUUUGUCCUUAGAGUACGGCAGUGUCGAGUGGGAAUGGAUGUACCAACCAUAGUUCACUGCAGUGCUGGCAUCGGGAGGACAGGGGUCUUAAUUACCAUGGAAACAGCUAUGUGCCUGAUAGAAGCCAACGAGCCGGUCUACCCGCUCGACAUCGUCCGGACGGAGAGGGACCAACGCCCCAUGCUCAUACAGACCGCUGCUCAGUACAAGUUUGUUUGCGAGGCCAUUAUCAGAGUCUAUAUGGACUGUAUCGUGAAGCCCAUAGACGAGCAGAGAUCGUGAGGAAACUCCAUAUACCAUUGUCUUCCAUCCAAGUAUCGUAAUCUCAUUGCCAGCUCUUUUUACAUCAACAAAAAACAACAACAGAAUAAUGUUAUAAACAUUAUCUCCUCGUUCUCGUCCUCGUAAUCAAAGCUGUAACUUUGCAUUGGCCUAGCUAGCUAGCAGACGAUAGCCGUUUACAUUGUGUUGUAAGAUGAGAGAUUAAAAACAAAAAGAUUUGAGAUGUUUAUAAAAUUUGUAUGGAGUCUCAAGGCCUGGUGCUGUAUAUUUUGAUUUCAUGUUUUGAUAUUAGAUACAUUAUUUUUGUGGAAAAGUGAUAAACCCUGUAUGUAUUUAGCUGUAUAUGAUGUACGUAUUACUGUCUGGAGCGAGAGUCUAGUUAAGGCAUCUACAUUUGAUUAGCUUUCAAACUGUAUUAAAGCAUUUCAAUGAAAUAUUUGUAUGUAGUUGAUUUUUUUUUUUUGUAUACAUAGCUUUCAGUGUAAGCCAGAGAAUUCAUAUGCUUUUUGAUACGCCUAGUAAAAAUUGAUUAAAAAAUGAGGAUAAAUUGAGUGGCUCAGUUCUUUCAAGAUGUUUUUUGACACCAUGCAUACAUGUAU